UGACCAUAUUAUCUUAUCUUUUAGUACCUUGAUAUAUCUCCCUUCAUCUUUCUGGGUUUCAUAUGAUGUUUUACUCUUGAUCAUCAAACAAAAAAAAAAAAAAAAAAAAAAAAAACAUCUUUCUUGGUGUCAUAACAUGUUGUAAUCUGGGUCUUGAAACAAACCCAAGAAUGAACAGAUUUGCAGCACUUAUCUUUCUUGUGCUGCCAUGUUUCUUUGCAGUGGAAACAACAGCAUCAGCAAGAACAGAAGCUGAAGCUCUUCUCCAAUGGAAGACAACCCUCUCUUCUUCUUCUUCAAUCAAUUCCUGGUCACUUUCCAACGUAAGAAGCCUCUGUAAUUGGACAGGCAUUGUCUGCAAUGGCGGCAGAACAGUUUCUGAGAUCAACCUCCCCAAUGCAGACCUCUCAGGCACUCUUGAUCACCUCAAUUUCACUUCUUUUCCCAGCCUCACUGGUUUCAACCUCAGUGGGAACAACUUCAAUGGAUCAAUCCCUGCCAAAAUUGGUGAUCUAUCCACCUUGGUUUUCUUGGACCUGAGCAGCAAUCUGUUUGAUGGAACCAUUCCCCCACAGAUUGGGAACUUGAGGGAGCUUCAGUACUUGUCCCUUAACAACAACAAUCUUGAGGGCACUGUUCCUUUCCAGAUUGGGAAUCUGCAGAAAGUAUGGUUCUUGGACCUGGGAUCAAAUUACUUGGAGGCUCCUGAUUGGUCUAAAGUUGAGAGCUUUCCAGUGCUGAAACAUCUCAGCUUUAAUCUCAAUGAACUCAGGUCAGGGUUCCCAGGUUUCAUACUAGGUUGUUUGAGCCUGACUUUUCUUGAUUUGGGUCAAAACCAUUUGAAUGGAUCAAUCCCGGAGCCGUUGUUUUCUGGUUUGGGAAAGCUUGAGUAUCUUGAUCUGUCUACCAAUGAAUUCUCAGGGGAAUUGUCACCAAACAUCAGCAGGCUGUCCAGGCUUAAACAUCUGAGCUUGAUAAGCAAUUCAUUUCAAGGAAAAAUCCCAUCUUCCAUAGGCCAGGUUAAAGAUCUUGAGUUCUUGGAUAUUAGUGUGAAUCGCCUGGAUUCGAGUAUUCCUUCGGAGAUUGGUCUUUGCAGAAACCUCAGUUUCUUGGCUCUGGCUGGAAAUUCAUUGUCUGGGGAAUUGCCUUCAGAAUUGUCAUUUUUGACAGAAUUGUCUGAGUUGGGGAUAUCAGAUAAUUUACUUUCUGGUGCCAUUUCUCCUAGUUUUUUCUCCAAUUGGACCAAGAUAAUCUCUUUGCAGCUUCAGAACAAUUCCUUGAAUGGGAGCAUUCCAUCCGAGAUUGGAUUGCUCGAAAAUCUUACCAUCCUGUUCUUGUACAACAAUCAAUUCUCAGGCACCAUUCCACCACAGAUAGGAAACCUGAAUAGUUUGGCUCAACUAGACCUGUCACAGAACCAUUUAUCCGGUCCAAUCCCCCCGACGAUUGGAAGCCUCACAGCCCUCACUCUCCUCAGCCUUUUCGCCAACAAUCUCACCGGGGGGCUGCCACCCGGGAUUGGGAACCUGACAUCUCUCAUUUCCCUUGAUGUGAGCAGUAAUAGGCUAAGUGGGGAGCUGCCCGGCACCCUUUCCGGUCUCAGUAGUUUGGAGAUUCUUUCAGUGUUCACUAAUGCCUUCACGGGCAAUGUCCCGAGGGAUUUUGGGAGAAACAGUCCCAAGUUGUCCAAUGUUAGCUUUUCGAACAACGGGUUUACUGGAGAACUCCCACCCGAACUGUGCAGUGGCUUGGCUCUUGAGGAAUUGACUGUGAAUUGGAAUCGUUUCACCGGGAAGGUCCCGAGCUGCUUGAAGAACUGCUUAAACCUGUCUAGAAUAAGGCUUGAAGGGAACAGCUUUUCGGGGAAGAUUUCAGAGGCUUUCGGGGUCCAUCCGAAUCUCGAUUUUGUGUCCCUGAAUGGUAAUCAGUUCAGUGGUGAGCUCUCAUCUGAUUGGGGACAAUGCAAGAGCCUCACAAAUCUGGGAAUUUCUGGGAAUAAGAUUUCUGGCCCCAUCCCACCUGGAUUAGGGGACCUGUCUCAGCUUCAUGUCCUUACUUUGGAUGAAAAUGAACUGACAGGUGAGAUUCCUUCACAACUGGGGAAUCUAACCAGGCUCCUAACUCUCAACCUCAGCAAGAAUCAUUUGACCGGUGAGAUUCCUUGGAGCGUUGGCGACUUGACUAACCUCCAGAAUCUUGAUUUGUCGUCGAAUAAUCUAAAUGGAACAGUUCCAGAAGAGCUUGGAAAGUGUGGGAAAUUGCUGAGCUUGAGCCUGAGGAGCAACACCUUAUCAGGUGCUAUUCCUCCUCAGCUCGGGAACAUCCCGGGAUUGAGUAUCGUGUUGGACCUUAGUGAUAAUGCACUUUCUGGCACGAUCCCAUCGAACUUGGGAAAACUCAUCACACUCGAGAAUCUGAACUUAUCCCACAACCACCUCUCAGGAAGAAUCCCUUCAGCUUUGUCUAAUAUGGUCAGUUUGCAGGCAAUGGAUUUCUCUUACAACACGUUAUCCGGUCCAAUUCCUACCGGGGGAAAAUUCCAAGGAAUCUUCGUUGGGAAUCCCGGUCUCUGUGGAAAUGCAGAAGGCUUAACCUCAUGUAACCAAGCCGGGGGAAGAUCAAACUCGGGCAACAAAAAAAGAAAAGUGCUAAUUGCUGUCCUUAUUCCAGUCCUCGGCCUUAUUCUUUUAGCAGUGAUUGCUGGAUUCCUUGUUCUUCGAAGGCGAAAGAAGAGACUCGACGAAGAGAAGAGGAUCAGCAAGAAAUACGAGGCGUCCGAAUCCCUGAUAUGGGAAAGGGAAGUAAAGUUCACAUUUGGGGAUAUUGUGAAAGCCACAGAAGGCUUUAGUGAGAAGUUCUGCAUUGGGAGAGGGGGGUUCGGGACAGUGUACAAAGCGGGCCUCUCGACAGGCCAGGUCGUUGCUGUCAAGAAGCUCGACACGAUAGACAGCAACGAGAUUCCACUGACAAACCGGGCCAGCUUCGAGAACGAGAUUAGAACACUGACAGAGGUCAGACACAGGAACAUCGUCAAACUCUUUGGUUUCUGUUCCAAGAAUGACUCGAUGUACCUCGUUUACGAGUACGUGGAGAAGGGAAGCCUGGCAAAAGCCCUGAAUGAUGAUUCCGUGGCACUAGAACUAGGAUGGGGGACGAGGGUGAAAAUCGUGCAAGGAAUAGCCCAUGCACUUUCUUACCUCCACCACGACUGCUCCCCUCCUAUUGUCCACCGUGAUGUGUCGGUAAACAACAUCCUGCUCGAGUCAGGACUCGAGCCACGGCUCUCGGACUUUGGCACAGCCAAACUGUUGAGUUCAGACUCAUCCAACUGGACCACGGUUGCGGGAUCCUACGGCUACAUGGCUCCAGAGCUGGCAUACACAAUGCGCGUUACAGAGAAAUGUGACGUCUAUAGCUUCGGGGUCGUGGCAUUGGAAGUCAUGAUGGGGAGGCACCCGGGAGACCUGCUAACUUCACUAUCCGAGGAUACCCUUCUGAAGGACAUGCUUGACCCGAGACUCCCACCCCCCACUACCCACCCGGCAGAGGAAGUGGUGGCGGUGAUCACCUUGGCGUUGGCGUGCACGCGGGCCAUCCCAGAGACACGCCCUUCCAUGCGAUUCGUCGCUCAAGAACUGUCGGCUAAAUCGCAGGCCUGCCUUCCUGAGCCACUGGGGACUAUGACAAUAGCCAGACUAACCAGCAUUGAUAAAUAGAAAGGC
This is a messenger RNA of Ipomoea nil (Japanese morning glory), 3722 nucleotides long. RefSeq names its product MDIS1-interacting receptor like kinase 2-like. Gene Ontology annotation, biological process: protein phosphorylation. The record is from RefSeq and is a predicted model, not a curated record. NCBI's taxonomy places the organism in Eukaryota, Viridiplantae, Streptophyta, Magnoliopsida, Solanales, Convolvulaceae. Gene Ontology annotation, molecular function: ATP binding; protein kinase activity; protein binding. The transcript has 2 exons. Bases 171 to 3716 code for a protein of 1181 amino acids.